Messenger RNA from Magnolia sinica, 2069 nucleotides. RefSeq names its product mannosyl-oligosaccharide 1,2-alpha-mannosidase MNS1-like. Gene Ontology annotation, cellular component: Golgi membrane; endoplasmic reticulum. Gene Ontology annotation, molecular function: calcium ion binding; mannosyl-oligosaccharide 1,2-alpha-mannosidase activity. Lineage: Eukaryota; Viridiplantae; Streptophyta; Magnoliopsida; Magnoliales; Magnoliaceae. The record is from RefSeq and is a predicted model, not a curated record. Gene Ontology annotation, biological process: N-glycan processing; carbohydrate metabolic process. The transcript is spliced from 13 exons. The coding region runs from base 126 to 1775 and encodes 549 amino acids.
ACCGUGCAAACUUUCUCUCUUCAGCAUUUCUUCAAACUCCUACCGCGCAAUCUCUCUCUGUAUAGAUCCCCUCCAAACACUUGGAGAAAGAGAAGGAGAUUCUUGGAAAACCUCAUCUAAAAUCAAUGGCUCGGAGCCGAUCCUCCACGAAUCAAUUUCGGUACCUCCAGCUAUCGUAUUAUUUGAAGCGGCCCAAACGCUUGGCGCUCCUCUUAUUCUCCUUUGUUGUAGUGACAUUCGUUGUCUGGGAUCGCCAGACUCUAGCUAGAGAGCAUGAGUUGCAUAAGUUAAAGAACUAUUUGGGUGAUGCGAGUGAAGACAUCCACUUCAGUGAGCCCACCAAGAAAAAUCUUGUUGCUGAUGAUCCUAUUGACAUCGAACGGAGAGACAAAGUAAAAGAAGCUAUGCUUCAUGCAUGGACCUCUUAUGAGAGAUAUGCGUGGGGUCAAGAUGAACUUCAGGUUUUUCGCCACAACAAAUAUGUUCCAUAUUUUUCUUGCCAGCCACAAACAAAGAAUGGAAUUGACAGCUUCGGGGGUCUUGGAGCAACCAUAGUAGAUUCUCUUGACACUUUAUAUAUAAUGGGUCUAGACGAUCAGUUCCAAAAAGCUAAAGAGUGGGUUGCAAAGUCAUUGGAUUUCAACAAGGAUUAUGAAGCUAGCGUUUUUGAGACAACCAUAAGAGUUGCUGGCGGGCUUCUAAGUGCAUAUGAUCUCUCGGAGGAUAAAGUAUUUCUUGAGAAGGCUAAAGAAAUUGUGGAUAGAUUGCUGCCCGCAUGGGAUUCACCUUCAGGCAUUCCUUAUAAUAGGAUUAACUUGGCACAUGGCAAUCCACAUAAUCCUUCAUGGACAGGGAGGAACAGCAUCCUAGCAGAUUCUGGCACUGAGCAGCUGGAAUUUAUUGCUCUAUCUCAAAGGACAGGAGACUCCAAGUAUCAGCAGAAGGCAGAGAAUGUCAUCACACAACUUCAAAAAACCUUCCCUAGUGAUGGUUUGCUCCCAAUCUAUAUUAAUCCUGACACAGGGGGAAGCUCAUACUCAGCAAUUACAUUUGGUGCCAUGGGUGAUAGCUUUUAUGAAUACUUGAUUAAAGCAUGGAUACAAGGAAACAAAACUGAAUCUGUGAAGCACUACAGAGAAAUGUGGGAAACAUCAAUGCAAGGUCUGGUGAGCUUGGUCCGGAAAACCACGCCAUCCUCUUUCUCAUACAUUUGCGAGAAAAAUGGUGAUUCUCUGUCUCACAAGAUGGAUGAAUUAGCAUGCUUUGUUCCAGGGAUGCUGGCUCUAGGAUCAUUUGGCUAUGACUCUGAAAAUUCUGAGAAAUUCCUAUCGCUUGCAAAAGAGCUUGCAUGGACUUGUUACAAUUUCUAUCAGUCGACUCCAACAAAAUUGGCAGGAGAAAACUAUUACUUCCAUGAUGGACAGGAUAUGAAUGUUGGUACUUCAUGGAACAUACUUAGACCAGAGACAGUCGAAUCACUCAUGUACCUUUGGCGUUUCACCGGAAACAAAACAUACCAGGAAUGGGGUUGGAACAUAUUCCAAGCAUUCGAAAAGAACUCUCGAAUAGAUUCGGGUUAUGUUGGACUGAAGGACGUUAAUACAGGUGUAAAGGACAAUACCAUGCAAAGCUUCUUUCUUGCAGAGACACUUAAGUAUCUUUAUCUCCUAUUCUCUCCUCCCUCAUUCAUCUCUUUCGAUGAAUGGGUCUUCAAUACAGAGGCCCACCCGCUCAGAAUCGUUCCUCGACAUCACCAGAGGGAGACUAUCAGAUGAACUGAGGAAGCUUCCAUCCUGGCACUUUGGCAGGAAAGAAGUUGCUAAGGACUACAUCAGGCAUCGUCCACCAGUCUAAAUUUUUGAUUGUCAAAUAUUUCUUUGAUUCUUACUUUGCAGGCUUCAGUCAGUUUAAAGAACCGAAGCCUUCAGUAACAUUUGUUGCUUCAAUAGAUGGCAUUUGAGUCACGGAGAUCAUGGCCAUUCGAGUUCUUGGAUGUGAAGGAAUUGUAAUAUAGAUUGAAGCUGCCGGGUUAUGUUAUUAUUGAUUUUUCAAUCAUUUCAUUUCUCUUG